Molecule: messenger RNA, 729 nt
Organism: Stereum hirsutum FP-91666 SS1
Lineage: Eukaryota; Fungi; Basidiomycota; Agaricomycetes; Russulales; Stereaceae
Exons: 3
Coding region: 1-729 (242 amino acids)
Source: RefSeq, a predicted model, not a curated record
AUGGUCUUCUGGGCAUGCAUCGUGGCCUUGUCCUGUUCCUUGCUCAACGUCCUCGUCCUCGGGGCACAAUCUGUUGCACCUCGUACACUUUUUUCAGCACAGAACCCGCCCAAAUUGGAGUACGCGAGCUCUUACAUCGGGCUAGAGACCGCUGUUCGGGAUCCCUCUUCUCCCCCCUUACCCCCCAUAUCCAACUUUCCCAUCGUACUCGCACAGGUCAACGCCUCACAGCCGAACAAUGUGCUGUAUGACAGCCAUCGCUGGCGCUCAGGAUUUGGUAUGAUCUACCCUGAAGAUCGUCGCUUCUUACUAACACUAGACGUCUCUACCAUCGCCCAAUUUCGUGCAGGAGACUUCGGAAUGGAGAGAUGCUCCCUCAUUAUGUCCAUACCAUAUCUCCUGAAUCUGGAAGAAGAUAUGAAUAUCACGUCGCCGUCUUUCUUCUCUGACCCUGUUGUAUUCGUCGACGUUUGGAAGGCGGAUGUGGAAGAGAUCGACCGUCGCAAGCUUUCCUGGUCGACGCGUCCCACGAAGCAGAGUAUGUUUGCGUCGCUGGAGUUAGGCUUCGGAGUUUCAUGGGAAUCCGCCGAAUUUUUCUGCCGCUCUGGAUCCUACCACACCUUUACUUUCAAUCUGGGCGGGGGAGAAGUAGACGGUAGGGUUGAUUUCAGGCAGGAUCCGAGGAAACCGCAGCUUGGGCUUUUACUGGUCCAACGGUCGUCUCUAUAA